Molecule: messenger RNA, 654 nt
Organism: Nezara viridula (southern green stink bug)
Lineage: Eukaryota; Metazoa; Arthropoda; Insecta; Hemiptera; Pentatomidae
Source: the annotation of a GenBank genome assembly
AUGGUAUUAGCGAUGGAAGGUAGAAGAGGAGGCCACCUGAGACUGGAAGUCACGGUCGCUGGAAGUUGGGAUGAGGAUCUCCCGCGGGAUAUAUCCCCUACUCCAGGCAAAUCCCCGAUCAGAGCAUUUUUCAUUCCCUCCUAUUUAGAAGGGUACGCCGACACAGGAGACAUCGCGGACGUUGUCCCUCGUCUUGUUGCUGUCGGGGUUGAGCAGCUUGCAAGAGCAGAUCGGGUUGAAGUAGCAAGGAUCCGCCCUCGCACUGCCCAGAAGAGCUCCAGCCAGAAGGAAAGUGACUGUGAAGUCAUCAAUAUUGGUACAGACGUUGGUAGGACAUUGGACCAACUCAACGAAGAAGUUCUGGCCACUGGAAAGACAUGGAUGGUACUAGAGCCGGGAAUACUCAACGAAAAUGAAGGUGGAUGCAUCGUCAACCUUGAAAAGAUGGAGAUGAUCGCAGCUGCUCUAGUUCAGAACGGAUCGUCCCUGAAGGUGUUUGACGAGCUACAACUUGAUGUAUUCUUUCAAGAAGUAGUCAUUCCAAAGAUUAACGAAAUCUUGAAAAGAUAUAUACCUGCCGUAGAGAAAAAAUUACAAAAUAACUGCGAGGCUUUGAGGAGAUUCGAUAAAAAUAUCGAUUUAUCCCAAUUCUAA